Molecule: messenger RNA, 1391 nt
Organism: Carica papaya (papaya)
Lineage: Eukaryota; Viridiplantae; Streptophyta; Magnoliopsida; Brassicales; Caricaceae
Source: RefSeq, a predicted model, not a curated record
CACAGAAUGAUCCACCAAUGGAAAAGUUAAACUGAACAAGAACAGAAAGUCUCAAGAAAUUUACCAGAAAAUAUAAGAAAAAAAAGAAGUCUCAAGAAAUUCUGAGAGAACUGCUGAUAAUUCGUUAAUAACAUCAAACAAAUCCGAAUCCCAUUUCCCAUAACACAAAAUGGCCGCCCAUUCAUUCCUUUCCACUUUCGUCCUCCACUCUCCCUACACAUUUUCUCGUUCCCCAAACAGACAAGGACACAACUUUUCUCACUCCUCAUCAAAAUCCCUCUUUCUCCACAGAAAAUGCGCCAAACCCACCUGUCAAGUCGUCUCGCUUCUCUCUCAAAACAACUCUCUGACUCCGAAGGGCAAUCCCCGUUACCUCCAUUAUCUCCUCCUCAGCAGAAAACCCUUCUCCUCGGCUCUUGAGUCACUACUUCUGUUUUGCACCUCUAUUGCCUUAUCUUUCUCUUUGUUUAUCGCCGACGUCGACUCGGCUUCAGCUUUCGUCGUCACAACCCCUCGUAAGCUGCAGUCCGAUGAGCUCGCUACUGUUCGUCUCUUUCAAGAGAACACCCCCUCUGUUGUUUACAUCACCAAUCUCGCUGUCAGACAGGACGCCUUUACUCUGGAUGUGCUGGAGGUGCCGCAAGGGUCGGGUUCGGGUUUUGUUUGGGAUAAACAGGGUCAUAUCGUCACCAAUUAUCAUGUAAUUCGCGGUGCUUCUGAUCUCAGGGUCACUCUUGCUGAUCAGUCAACUUAUGAUGCAAAGGUUGUUGGAUUUGACCAAGACAAGGAUGUUGCUGUAUUGCGUGUUGAUGCUCCUAAAGACAAAUUAAGACCUAUACCUAUUGGUGUGUCUGCAGAUUUGCUUGUUGGUCAGAAAGUAUAUGCAAUUGGCAAUCCUUUUGGACUCGAUCACACUCUUACAACUGGUGUCAUAAGGUUCAAAAAGUUUCCUUUACAUUUUUGGCUUUGUUUGCAAUUUCACUUCAGCACUUGUCUGCAUGUCGUCUCUUCUAAUCUCCAGUAUGGCUGUUCUAUUUACUACCAAUAUGGCAGACUUAUUUUGGGUGAUAUAAUAACAUCUGUAAAUGGAAAGAAAGUUACCAAUGGGAGUGAUUUGUACAGAAUUCUUGACCAAUGUAAAGUCGGUGAUCAGGUGAUUGUGGAGGUUUUGCGAGGUGAUCACAAGGAAAAGAUUCCUGUAGUACUUGAACCCAAGUCUGAUGAGUCAUAGUAUGCCUUGUGGGCCAGUAUGUAUACUUCAAUAUGGUACAUAAACUAAGGAAUGCCAUUAUUUUUGCGUGUCAAUUAUUUCCUGAUAAAGGACCUUAUUGUACAUAUCCUUGUUAUGUUACUCUGUUCAAUAUAAAAUCAAACUACAUUGUGAAGCAAAA